Messenger RNA from Hypomesus transpacificus, 3839 nucleotides. RefSeq lists its product as uncharacterized. Gene Ontology annotation, biological process: endoplasmic reticulum to Golgi vesicle-mediated transport; positive regulation of GTPase activity. The record is from RefSeq and is a predicted model, not a curated record. NCBI's taxonomy places the organism in Eukaryota, Metazoa, Chordata, Actinopteri, Osmeriformes, Osmeridae. Gene Ontology annotation, molecular function: GTPase activator activity. The transcript is spliced from 8 exons. Bases 391 to 1584 code for a protein of 397 amino acids. Gene Ontology annotation, cellular component: endoplasmic reticulum membrane.
UCAAUGUUUGGUACACGUUCCGAAACCUAGCUUCUCGGUUUUUAUUCCCCUUUAAACGUUCCUCUGCAUUAAUGCCCAAGCGAAUGAACUAAUAUCAUAAUAUAUGACACAAUAUUUAUGUUUGCUGUCACGUUGUAAAGUUCGUUAAGUUGCCUUUUAACAGGUGGGAGUGUGCUCCGGCACGAUAUGCGGCGCUGUAGCAUCGCAACUGUUUGUUGUCUAUCAUAUGUUGCUAUAACUCCACAGAAGAAGACAAAUCAGCCGGCCGCUUCCAGUGACAGGCGGAACAUAUGUUAAACACCACGUAAACGGAUGUUUCCACCAUUUAACGUAAACGUAUGAUGCAGUAGAAAGAGAUCGGUCUAGGUAAUGUUGUCGGUGUAACAGGACAUGAGGAAGUUAAAAAAACACAAGUCGAGGGCAGAUGGCCGGGUGAAUGGACACGCUUCAAGACACGGAGAGCCGGAGUCGUGGAGGAGACAGAAGCUGUGUGAGAUCCAGCAGGCUCUGGACAGCGACCCGGUGGACAUCGAGACCCUGAGGACUGCUGCCGCCUCCGAGGGAGGUCUCCUAAACGAUGACAUCAGAAGGAAAGUGUGGCCCAAGCUGCUCAAUGUCAAUAUCUACACCCUGCCCCCCAAACCCGGCCGAGAGGUGAGGCAGAACCAUAAGGACUACAACCAGGUUGUGAUGGACGUGCGCCGCUCGCUCAGACGCUUCCCCAAAGGCAUGCGUGCUGAGGAGCGUGCGGUGCUCCAGGAGCAGCUGGUGGACAUCAUCCUGGACGUUCUCCUCAGGAACCCGCCGCUCCACUACUACCAGGGCUUCCACGACAUCGCCGUCACCUUCCUGCUGGUGGUCGGCGAGCGGAUGGCCAUACCCAUGGUGGAGACGCUGUCCAAUCACCACCUCCGGGACUUCAUGGAUCCCACCAUGGACAGCACCAAACACAUCCUCAACUAUCUGAUGCCUCUCCUGGAGCAGGUGAACCCAGAGCUGCACACCUUCAUGACCCGGGCUGAAGUGGGCACCAUCUUCGCUCUGAGCUGGCUGAUCACAUGGUACGGCCACGUCCUAUCAGAGUUCAGACACGUGCUGCGUCUCUACGACUUCUUCCUGGCCUCGCACCCUCUCAUGGCCAUCUACUUUGCUGCCACGAUAGUGCUCCAUCGUCAGGAGGAGGUGCUGGAGUCAGAGUGUGACAUGGCGAUGGUGCACCAUCUCCUGUCCCAGAUCCCUCAGGACCUGCCCUACCAGCUCCUGAUUGGACGAGCUCAGAGCCUGUUCAACCAAUACCCUCCCGCCUUACUGGCCCAGCGCGCUGCGCUGCAGUCUCGCAACAGCAUCACCAUCGGAUCCUACCAGGCGUUCCAGAGGAGCCGGCACCUCCAGAGACCAGACCGGGUACUGCGGGGGAGGGGGGGAGGGGGGCUGCAGGGGGCCCGGGGGCCCGAGGCGGGGGGCAGCCAGCUGGUGGUGAGGAUGGCAGUGUGGGGCAUCUCGGCCACCCUGGGGGCGGCAGCCUUGGCUGUGGCCCACACCGCCCUGAACUGGUCACCUGACUUCCUCAUGCAGCUGUUCUGAUGAAGCCUCCCGUCCUCUCCUCGUCCUCACCUCUCUUCCUCUCCUCCUCUCCUCCUGGGAGGUAAAGCCUUCCUCAUCGUGCUGCUGUGAUGAUGAUGGAGCUGGAGCCAGCCUCGCCCCUCUGAUAGAGAGAAGGAAGUACGGAGGGAGGGGGUAGAGAGACAAUGAAGACUAGGAAGUGUGGUUUUUGGGGCAUGAUGAUGUCCUAUGGGCCAUUGGCAUGGUAAGGACCUACUGGCUGUGGUCAGGCGAAGGACCACAUGCCAGGUUCUGAUUGGACAGGCCUCGCUGCUGUGAUCCCACUGCCCAAUCAGACAGCCUUCAUAAGGCCUGCAGCUGUAGUCACUGUUCACUGACACUUCUGGUAGGUCACAAAGGUCCUCCAUUGACAACGGAACCAACAGAAGGUUCUGGAACAUUGGGACGAUGUUCUAGACCAACACCUGUUCUCUACACAACCAUAUUGGUGUGGAGGGGAUUGUUGGGAAAAAAAAAUGUGGUGAAAAAAAAUUAAGGUCAAUAGGGGUGAAGGAGUACAGAUUGUUUUGUAGUUUACCCGGACAACGUUCAUUUUGCAGCUUUUAUGUCGAGAAAGAUGUGUGUCUCAGGGCGUCAUAACCAGCCAGGCAGCAAGUUAAGCAUAAAAGAAUAAUCUAUAUUUCAGUCUCAAACGUCAUGUUGUAGGGUGUGGGAAGGCUAACGUGAAGCUGUCUGGACACCGUGCUCAGUAAAACGAGACCCGCAGCUCGCUAGCUCACGUCUCCUCUUACGGCGUCAAAGCUUCAGGAUCCCAAUAAGUCUGGAACACGUCGUCAAAAGAACACGUCGAGGCCCUUUUGUACUGCAAAGUCCUGUGUCUCAUACCCUGCUCUAGGGAUGGGAAGAUUCACCGAUUUGCAUCGGUGCACGGGCAGGGAAGUUGACAAUGCGAUUGCCCCAAAUUUUGUGUGCACCAAAUACAAUUUGGUCUUAGGUGUAGGUGCCUCAUUUCUAAUCUUAUUUAUUUAUAUUCAAUUAGUAGUGGAGGCCCUGUGCCUUUUAUUUAAAAAGGUGAUCAGGACGAUAAAUAUGCUUUGCCACUCUAACGUGCACAGGCAGCACGACUAACCCAAGGACUCUCCACUGGUUAUUUCUCUUCAUCUAGAAACGGCACCACAGCUUUCUGCUCACUGCUGAGGCAGCCUAACUGCUGAAAGUCAAACGCGUCUGUCUGCUGUCUGUAGCUCGGACACAAAGUACCACGCUUCUGAAGUUAACCCUGAACAUUUAACUGUGUGAGGUGUAACUAGAGAUCUAGCUUUAAAGAAGGACUGGAUAAGACGAGGGAUUGAUUUGGGGGGGUUUGAUUUGAGAUUUUAGACCUUUUUUUCACUAUGGACAAAGGACUUUUUGCUGUAAGAAAUACAAUCAAACCAUCAUUCUGUACCAUAUUGAAUUGCGUGGCAUUUUAUUGUUUUGCUUUUGCAUAUUGAGUUAAGUCGCAUUGUGUUGAAAUCAUGUUGUGUCAAACGGCACUGCAUUGUAAUAGGAGGGAAAUGAUAUCGCAUCAAGAAGUUGCUUCAUAUUUACAUUUAAUGUAUCGCAUCGUUGGCAAUGUAUGGAGAUGGUUAUCAUAUGGGCCUUAGUGAUUGGAGCUGCACAUCCCAUCUCUGCCCCGCCGUGUCGUCACUAACUAGGGUGCUGCUCCACCCUAGACUGUUAUCACUAACCAGGGUGCUGCUCCACCCUACACUGUUAUCACUAACCAGGGUGCUGCUCCACCCUAGACUGUUAUCACUAACCAGGGUGCUGCUCCACCCUAGACUGUUAUCACUAACCAGGGUGCUGCUCCACCCUACACUGUUAUCACUAACCAGGGUGCUGCUCCACCCUAGACUGUUAUCACUAACCAGGGUGCUGCUCCACCCUACACUGUUAUCACUAACUAGGGUGCUGCUCCACCCUAGACUGUUAUCACUAACCAGGGUGCUGCUCCACCCUAGUCUGUUAUCACUAACCAGGGUGCUGCUCCACCCUACAGUGUUAUCCCCUUCCGGCACCAGCCAUAUCUCACCUGUCUCCUUGUACCAUGUACAUGUACAUCUGAAACUGUGUCAUUCAUUUAGUCCGAACUGAAUCACUUUACACUUCAUGCUUCAUUCACUACAUUUCGGUGAUUUGGGAAUUUCAUUUGCCAAAGCGAAAUGUUAUGGAAUACAGACGUAUGUUCUGACAGGAUUCUGUUGUACUUCUUUGAGAAUAAAGAGGAUAUGUGU